This is a messenger RNA of Saccostrea echinata, 846 nucleotides long. Its product is annotated as putative inhibitor of apoptosis. The coding region runs from base 1 to 846 and encodes 281 amino acids. Gene Ontology annotation, cellular component: cytoplasm; nucleus; spindle microtubule. Gene Ontology annotation, biological process: regulation of cell cycle. The record is from RefSeq and is a predicted model, not a curated record. The transcript has 2 exons. NCBI's taxonomy places the organism in Eukaryota, Metazoa, Mollusca, Bivalvia, Ostreida, Ostreidae.
AUGGCUGGUGUUGAUAAGGAGCCAGACUACCUUCCUGUUUACCCUAAAUAUGCUCUGCUCUUAAAGAGAGAAGCUACCUUUGAUGAUCGAUGGCCCGAUUCUUUAAAAGGAUUAAUACCCGACCUAGCCAAAGCCGGAUUUUAUUACAGAGGAGUGAGUGAUAAGACCAUCUGUUUUCAUUGUGGUAUGACUUUAAACCUCUGGGAACCUACAGACGAUCCUUAUGUAGAACAUGCUUAUUGGAACCCUAAUUGUCCCUACAUCAAUACCUAUGAAGGACGUGAGUGGGUGAUGAAUGUAUUCAUUAACCAUUUACUCCGGGCGGGAUACAAACCUUCACCUGAAAUCAAACCUCUACUAGACCAAACCUCUACAGAGAUCCAGGCCACAGGAAAAUAUCGGGUCUCCUUCAUUCGAAAUAUUCCAGAAGACGAUGAGAAAUUAGUGGCCAAUUUAACUAUUCCUCACUUACUCAUUUUUGACGACAUGAUGGGAGGAAAAGCCAUCGAAUCGAUCGUGGAUUGGUUUACCCGUAAAGCGCAUCAUCGGAAUACCAGUGUGAUUUACAUCACUCAGAACUUAUUUGAUCGGGCACCACAGCAUCGCACCAUUAGUUUGAAUGCUCAUUAUUUAGUGUUGUUUAAAAAUCCCAGAGACAAAUCUCAAAUCAGUGUCUUGAGUCGACAGUUAGCCUUACCACAUUUGAUGUCGGCCUAUCAAGAAGCCACCAGUGUUCCUCACGGGUAUCUCCUGGUUGACUUGAAUCCACAGACCCCAGACGAAUACAGAUUGAGAAGUCGAUUGUUUGAAUGGUUGACUGUACACAUGCCACAAGAGUAUAAAUAA